This is a messenger RNA of Talpa occidentalis (Iberian mole), 1433 nucleotides long. RefSeq names its product chromosome unknown C14orf28 homolog (gene DORIP1). Bases 243 to 1175 code for a protein of 310 amino acids. Lineage: Eukaryota; Metazoa; Chordata; Mammalia; Eulipotyphla; Talpidae. The record is from RefSeq and is a predicted model, not a curated record. The transcript is spliced from 5 exons.
UCCCGCGGUCCUGGCUCCGUGGGUCCGCUCGGAUCGGGCCAAGGCGCUGGAGCUGCUGUGGCUCCCGCCGCGGCGGGUGCGAUGGAGGCCGUGCCGGAGCCCAGCACGCACGCCGGGGGAGGCCGACACAGCCGGCGGUGCUAGUAGAUGAGGUGGCGGCGGCGCGGCAGCACGGGCUCCCAUGAGCAGGCGGCGGCGGCGGCGGGUGCGGCGGCACCGGCGGUUUUCGGUCCCCGGGGAGGAUGAAGACACUGUUUGAAGAGAUCAAAGCAUCAAUUAAAAAUAACUAUAACCAAGAUCGCUCAUUUUGGAGGCCUGUUCUUCCUUGGGGAGGUGUUUUUACUAUCAAAGCUGGCCGCAAAGCAGUAUCCUGUACACCGCUGUAUGUUGAAAUAAGACUGAAAAAUACUUGCACCAUAGAUGGAUUCUUGAUGUUAUUAUAUGUCAUUCUUAAUGAAAAUGAAAAUUUCCCCAGGGAACUCUCUCUUCAUUUAGGUAGAGAGUUUGUAGACUGUUUUCUUUAUUUAAUGGACACCUACAGCUUUACAACUGUGAAGCUACUUUGGAUUUGGGACAAGAUGGAAAAACAGCAAUACAAAUCUGAAGUUCAUAAAGCUUCAUUAAUAAUUGAUUUGUUUGGGAAUGAGCAUGAUAAUUUUACUAAAAAUCUUGAAAAUCUCAUGUCUACCAUACAAGAGAGUUACUGUUCCAACUGGCGAUGCCCAAUUCGUGUGCAGGAAGAUCAGCAGCGCACAAUUAAUAUAAAUCCUCCCCAAGAAAUUCCACAUGGAAACUUGAUCCGACUGGCUGUGGAUGAGUUAUUCUGUUCCAAAAUUGAACUGUGUGAAGAGCGUGGGUGUGGUGGCUUAAGAGAAUUUUCACAGCGAAUUUUCUGCCAUGGUGCACCUCCUUUUGUUGUCUUAAAUAUGCAGCAUUGGAAGUCUGAAGAUCUGGCAUAUGUACCCUAUCAUUUGGAUUUAUCUGAUCAUAAGUAUUUGUUGGAAGGUGCCACAUUAUUUAACAAAGAAGAACAUCAUUACUCUGCAGCUUUCCAGAUUGAUGGACAUUGGAUGCACUAUGAUGGCCUCAGAAAUGUGAAUUUAAUUUUGUUAAAUAAACCCCCAGAGUUUCUCCUUUUGUCAUCAUUGGUUUAUAUUAGAGCUACAGAGAAAUAAAUAUAGAAUGAUGCUAAAUUAAAUUGUUUUCCCUCCUGCCCAUGCUCCCCCAGAUGAAGGGCUUUUAUUUUGUAUAAACUUGGUAUCCAAGGAAAUUGUUCAACUAUACUAGUUUCAGAGGUAUAUUUUCCAGUGUUUAUCCCCAGGUGUAAAAGUUUUAUACGGAGAAUCUAUGCAAAAAUGUUUGUAUUUCUUUUUUCUAUAUCCUGGGUUAUUUUUAUACAAGCAUAUUUUAUGUUGAAAUAAAAUAUAUCUUGU